Molecule: messenger RNA, 1003 nt
Organism: Carya illinoinensis
Lineage: Eukaryota; Viridiplantae; Streptophyta; Magnoliopsida; Fagales; Juglandaceae
Product: superoxide dismutase [Mn], mitochondrial-like
Exons: 6
Coding region: 77-817 (246 amino acids)
Biological process (GO): superoxide metabolic process
Cellular component (GO): mitochondrion
Molecular function (GO): metal ion binding; superoxide dismutase activity
Source: RefSeq, a predicted model, not a curated record
CCUCUGUUAGACUCUUGACUGACACACUCUCACUCGGUCGCUUCUACAUAUCUCCUACAGAGAGAGAAGCUUGUGGAUGGCUCUACGAAGGGUGAGCAAAAAAUCCAUAGAACUGGGGCUUUGGCAUAGCCAUGGCCUUGUUCGUGAGUUCUCGACGUUCUCGCUGCCGAACCUUCCCUACGACUACUGGGCUCUGGAACCUGUGAUCAUGACGGAGAUCAUGAAGCUGCACCACCAGCAACACCACCAGUCCUACGUCACCAACUACAACAACGCCCUCGUCCGCCUCGAACACGCCCUCACCAUGGCUGAUUCUCCCACCAUCGUCCGGCUUCAGAGCGCCAUCAAAUUCAACGGCGGAGGUCAUAUAAACCACUCGAUUUUCUGGAAGAAUCUGUCACCCGUUAAAGAACUAGGUGGUGAGCCGCCAAAGCCUUCCCUAGGCUCGGCCAUUGACAGACAGUAUGGUUCUCUCGACGCAUUGAUUCAGAAAGUCAAUGCAGAAGGUGCUGCUUUGCAAGGCUCUGGAUGGGUUGUAAGUUUUCGGAACUUUUUUGAGCAACUUUCUGAGUUACAUCAGAUUCUGAAGUGGCUUGCUCUGGAUAAAGAGCGGAAGCAGCUCUCAGUUGAAACCACUGCAGACCAGGAUCCACUUGUAACUGAAGGAUCAGCUUUGGUUCCGCUGAUUGGAAUAGAUGUUUGGGAGCAUGCAUACUACCUGCAGUACCGUGAUGUGAAAUCCAAUUAUCUGAAGAACAUAUGGAAGGUUAUUAACUGGAAAUAUGCAAGUGAAAUUUAUGAGAAAGAGUGUCCUUGAGACAACAACGAGCUCUUAGUACUGUGGUUAGGCUUUUUACUGAAUGCCGGGUCUGGCCUGGUAUAUGUAUAUUAAUACAAGCAUCGUUGUACAGUUUGUGAUGAAGUUGUCUUUUGGUUAUCUUUCCUUGUAUCAGACAUAAUGCAUGUAAUAAGAAUAUGUUUCUUAUGGUGUGCUUGCUUUUGA